AUGCUGGAGAGCGACAGUGUCUUCUUCUGCUUCGUUUCUCUCGCCAUACUCAUCAGCAACAGACGCAUGCUGCUGAGUACUGAGGUCUCGCAGUUGCCUGAGACCCUGAGCAAACUCUCCAUCAACUCCGUCCCGGAACUAUCCCUUUUGUGGCGCCUCGCCCAGGAGCUCCGCGACCAGACGCCUCUCAGUUUCUCGUACAUCUUCUGCGCUUCGCAGACGGGGAGCUCGGAGCCUCAGCUGCAGCCGCUGCAGCAGACGGAGUCUGAGCGUGUUUUCUUCAUGCUGCCCCAGGAAGUACUCAACCACGCCUACGGGCGCACAUCAGCGCCUCUGUUCUCCCCGUGCGAAGACUUUGGGAUCUCUGGGCGUUGCAGCAGCGGGGUCUCGCCUGCAGCAACGCAUGCAUCAGCAGCAGCUGCUGCUGCUCCUGCAGCUGCUGGAGCUGCUGGGGCAUGCGGUGAGUCGCAGCGUGCGAGAGGGGACCUUGCUGCAGGGCGAGGCCCUGCUUGGAAGCUCCUGCUGCUGGACUUGAGGCCUCAGUGGCUCUUCGAGGGGGGGCGCCUGCCGCCAGCCAUUCACGUGGAUGCUCUGGGGGACUGGAAGCAAACGCUUCCUGCUCUCGUUGGUGCCAUAGACCCGGCUACGACAGGAGCAGCUGCAGCAACCGCUACAGACGCCGACCCCACAAGAAGCAGCUUAAGCAGCGGGUGCGGGAGCCCCUCUGCUAGGAAUUCUAAUGGGAGGCGCGCAGGAGGUGAAGACACCGAAAGGCGGAGGCUGCCGCGGCGGCGAGGUACGCGGCUGCUGCGCUCGUUAAAGUGGAGAGGACACCCUGGAGAUUCGCGCUCCUCCUCAUCUGCUGCGGGAGAUGGUACUGCUGCUUCGGCCACAGCAGCAACAGCAGCAGCAGCAGCAGGAGGGCAAGGGACCCGCGCAGGCAGGACGUCUUCUCGAGCUUCGUCCGUUGCUGCUGUGAAUGCGGCAGAGUUGCAAACUGCAGCAGCGCAAGCACGACGGGGGUCCGCAGGCUGCACCUCGGCAGGCGCGGAGACGGAGCAGAGCCAGCAGCAGGCUGCAGCAGCAGCAGCAAAGCGGCACCCCCACCGCCGCUGCAUGUCAGAGCCAUUUCCCCGUGGAGAUAGGACUCCUUUCUGGCGGUUGCGUAGUUCUUGCUCUGAGCAUGCAACAGGACCAACAGGAACUGCAGCAGCAGGAACAGCAGCAGCAUCAGGGGGGACCCCACAGCCCGCAACUGCCGGAAGGAAUUGCUUUGAGAGCGCAGCUGUCGUGCAGGAGUUUCAAGCAAAGUGGCCGCAGCUGGAGUGCUUGCCAGUGUUGCCUUGCAGCAGCAGUAUCGCCCAGCUGCAGCAAGCAACUGCGGCGCCGCUCUCAGCAGCAGCAAACAACGGACAACAGCCGGUAGCAGAGGCAGCAACAGAAGCGAAAACGGACAGGAAGCAGACGGGCAUCUUGCGGGCGUCUGACCUCCCGGAGGAGGAGGAGCAGCAGCAGCAGCAACAUCACGAACAGCAGCAGCACGAGAAGCAGCAGCAGCGAGAGGACAAGAGAAUGCGCGGGGACAUUGGGGGUGAGCAAGGGGGUCAUCGGGGCGAGGCUUUGCGUCAUAUAGACGAGCGCCUUACAGCGAGCACUGCAGCAGGAGGCAGUGCUGCUGAGUGCAUGGCGGGGUGUGCAGCAGGAGACAGAGGCUGCAAGGCCGGGGCCUCAGGGGCUGCUCGCGAGAGGUUUGUCCAGUCGGACGUGUUUUGCUGCACAUCUCUGACACCGGAGGAGAAUAGGAAGGCCUACAGCUUGCAUCAAUUGCAGGUGCCCUCGCACCACGUCUGUCUCCUCACCGAGGAGGGGACGCUGGAUGCAGAUGCUGCGGAGAUAUACCAUUUCUUAACAGAGGAGAUGGCGCUGAGGUGGGUUUCCUUUGUUCGCGGAGGCUACGUUGCGUGUCACUGGCUGGCGAUGCAGCAGCAGCUGGAGCUUGUGGACCACACAACGGGCACAUGCUCCGUCUGCACCGCUGAGGCCCAGCAGCAGCAUCAGCGCCUUGAGCAGCAAGAGCAGCAGCAGCAGCAACAGCAGCAGCGGUCGGUGCGCCGAGGCAGCCGUCAGUCGGUUUUGUCACGAGCGUGGAGUUCCUCUUCUCUGUCUUCAGAUAUAAACUCUUCCGCGUCGACGACGCCUUUUAGCCGCUCUCAUGCUUUGUCUCCAUCAAUUAAUGUCGUUCGCACGCAGCAACAGCAGCAGCAACAACAGCAGCAGCAGCAGCAGCAGGUAAGGAGCAACAGCGCGUUUAGGCCGAGCGGUACCCAGGGUCUUAACUUGGGGGGCAUAUUGGGGGCCUGGCGGCGGCUGUCCAGCGCGAAGUCUCCCCGUGGCUCUUCUUCCAAAGGGCGGAAGACAGGAGCAACAACGGCAGAAACAGCAGCCGCUAGAGCAGCAACGGCAGCAGAAGCAACGACGCCUGCAAACGAGGAUGCUGUGUUGGCAUCAGGCCCGCUGGUGCCUAACUUGUGCGCGCUGUGCAGCAGCAACAGCUUCAGCAGCCGUAGCAGCAAAAGCAGCAGCACCCGCAGCAGCGCCUUGAUCCCUUCCUAUACGCCUCAGGAAGGCACCCCGAUGCUGCUGAAGCAGCGGUGGCUGAGCGGCGGCGUGACCAGCAAUAGCUGUGUGUCGUGUGGGUCUCCGCUGCCGGCUGCGGGAGGUUGGUCUGCCGCUGCCGCUGCUGGGGGGGACCUUUCUGUUGCUACUACUGUUGCUGGAGAAGCGCUGCCCCCUCAGCUGCCUUUCCAGCGCUGGGCGUCUUUGCUUUCAUUGCCAACGCACCGCCUCGUGUUGCUUAGGGUUCCUCGCUGGGCUCUCCAGGUAUUUCUUCGGGCGGCGGAUGUGAGGACCUUCCCCUGUUAUGUGGAGGCCGUAUUGCAGCCGCCAUUACAUCUGCUGCUGCAGCAGCAGCACAGUGCCGUCUCUUCAGCAGCUGGCUCAGGUGGACAAGGCUCCACUGAAACCCCGCCGCCGAUUCUGUGUGAGGCACAUGGCGCAGCAUGCGACAGCAGCAUCAGCAGCAGUAGCAAUAGCAGCAGCAACAGCGCUGCAGAUACGGGCAAAAGCUGCACAGGCUCGUUGCCGUCCCUUGCGCAGCUCUCCAGCAUUGCCCCCCGUGCCGCUGUUCCCGAGUCGCCGCUGGGAGCAGCAACAGCUUCGGUGACUGCUCGUUCCCUUUCUCUGCUGCUUCGGUGGCACUCAUCCUCAACCCCCCUGAGCCGCAGAAGCACAGACAGCCAAAAGGACUACUAUAUACAGCAGCAACAGCAGCAGCACGUUUCUCGCGGGGGGUCUCACGGCGUGCUAGCCAAGCGCAGCAGCAGCGGAGGGGGACCUGGUGGGUCUAGUGGGGCGCCAGCUGUAUCGAUGCCUUUGGGGGACGGUUACGAUCACCUGUCUUCUUGGCUCUUCAACGCGCCAGACAGAAGACUUUGUGAAGUGAUUGUGACUCCUGACCGCGUUGUGCUUGUCAGCGGAGCUAAGCAACAGCAGCAUCAGCAGCUGCUGCUGCAGAGGCAGCAGGAUCAGCAGCAGGAGGGAGGUGAAGAAGGGGUAAUAGGUAUUACGGAGCUGGCGCGAUACCCUGAGGAUACUCCUAAAGGUGCAGAAGAAUAUCAGGGGGGAGCACAGUGGCGCCUUGUUGCUGAUCUCCUGGGCCUUCCGCCACCAUGGCGCCUGAAGCCCGAGCAGCAGCAGCAGGAACAACAGCCAGGAGACUCCCAGCAGCAACAACUCGAGCACCAGCAGCCACAACAGCAGCAGGUGGAAGAUGACUUCGUCGAUGUGUAUUCUUCGAUGGAGUUGGCGGAGACUCACAAAAUAACGAGCAGGAAAAACGAUGCAAGGCUUUUGUGCUUUUACUUCAAUGCUACAAAGUCGCAGCCGCUGAUGGUCUUGAGGUUCCCAGAUGACGGCUCAGCGAAAGGUUGCAUAGCCCACGUCAAAAAAAUGUAUCGUGCUUACAGGAUGCGCAAGCAUCAGCAGCAGCAGCAGCGGGCGCAGCAAGCUGGUGCAAGCGACGCGCAAUCCGCGGCGCCCAGUGGUAAUGGGGGCGCCUGA
Messenger RNA from Eimeria acervulina, 4119 nucleotides. Its product is annotated as TBC1 domain family member 23, related, related. The record is from RefSeq and is a predicted model, not a curated record. The transcript is spliced from 8 exons. NCBI's taxonomy places the organism in Eukaryota, Apicomplexa, Conoidasida, Eucoccidiorida, Eimeriidae. The coding region runs from base 1 to 4119 and encodes 1372 amino acids.